AGUUUGUAUACGUUGCAUAUGUUGACAUUUAAACAGUUGCUAUGGCAACUAAUCCAGACCAAGUACAGGUUGUUCAUCAUCACGUGACCGGGGUCACGGAGGUCAUCCCAGCUGUAUCAGCUGACAUAACCAACACAUCGCAAACAUACCAGGAGGUGCAUCUAUCUGGUGGCCAAUCAGAUCUGCAGGUUGUACAGUUAGAGAAUGGUGAUGUGGCCCAAGGUAAGAUAUACCAGGUGGUGGCCGUGACAGAGCAGGCUUCCCAGCACUCACAUCAGGAAGGAACAUCACAGCAUCAUGUUCCUACCAGUACAUGUAGUUUAGAGCAAUUACAAGACGUAACACAUUGUCACAACUCUGUGACAGCGUUGUUAGAAAGUACGGCUAGCAGUGUUGUUGUGCAACAAGUUCAGGAAUCCACGCCACAUAAAGAAUUGCCACCAGGGUGUCCGGCAUGGGCAGCUAGGCUCAAAGAUGUUGAGGCGAUUGGUGAUUCAUACCGAGGCUUUGUGGAGAGCGAGGUAGAACUAGACUUACUGUUAACCUAUCACAAACAACAGACAGGAACAUUUUGGGGAACACGGCAAUCACCGAGUCAGAAUAAGCCAUCUAAACGAUUGAUGUGGAAAUCACAGUAUGUCCCGUAUGAUGGGAUACCAUUUCUAAACGCAGGAAGUAGAGCUAUUGUAAUGGAAUGUCAGUAUGGGCCUCGCAGAAAAGGAUCCAUUAAUAAAAAAAGUGCAGAAGCCAAAGCAUUCAAAGCUACAUGUCCAGCACGAAUUUACAUCAAGAAGGUACGUAAGUUUCCUGAGUUGGCUGUAGAUACCAGUCCUACAGUAGAUAGAAGGGCACUGCGUUUACAGCAAGACAGAGCGUUUGCAAUACUGCGAGAAAAAGGAGAUGAUAUCCAAGGUGUUGAAAGAUUCUAUGUUCAGCUUCCAGCCACCAAGGCACAUGAAUAUCACGAUGACCCACCACAUCACAUGUACCUAGGUGUGAAUGUUCCAUUAACAAGCCAACCAUCUCCAGAUAUCAGUGCUAGAAUCCAUCCCAGGGUCGCUGAUAAAAUAAGACGGCUUGUCGCUGAAGGCAUUCAAAAUGAAUACCAAGUCAGAAAAAUAUUAAGAUAA
This is a messenger RNA of Saccoglossus kowalevskii, 1130 nucleotides long. Its product is annotated as calcium-responsive transcription factor-like. Gene Ontology annotation, molecular function: RNA polymerase II cis-regulatory region sequence-specific DNA binding; DNA-binding transcription factor activity, RNA polymerase II-specific. Gene Ontology annotation, biological process: regulation of transcription by RNA polymerase II. Lineage: Eukaryota; Metazoa; Hemichordata; Enteropneusta; Harrimaniidae. The record is from RefSeq and is a predicted model, not a curated record. Gene Ontology annotation, cellular component: nucleus.